AUGGCGGGGGGCGGGGGCUGGCCUCGUGACGUCAUACCAGGCGCUACGCUGCGGCGCCGGGGCCGUGAGGUCCCGCCAGGCGGUGGGGCCUCGGCUGGUGCAGCCCGGGUAGGCCGCAGCGGUACCGUGAGCCGCACCUGGUGACGUCACGGCGUGGCCUGCCCGCGGGAGCCGGUGGCCCUGUCGGGCGCGCCUCGGGGCGGCGGCGAGGCCCCCUGCGGGCCCGGCCCCCCCCUCCCCCCGGCUGCGUUAGUGGGGCCAGCGGAAGGCCAGAGCGAGGCUCAGCUGCGCGCGGAGCGGCCCGUGACGAGCCCUAAGGCUCCGCACUGCGGCGGAGGUUUUUUUGCUAAAGCUAAAUGACACUGCAGGUGAACAGAAUAACCAGAAAGUACUUUAGAAGUCACAUUUGAAAUGAAUGCCUGAGGAGGUCAUCAGUAGAAGAAUGGUUGCUUUUGGUAAAGUUCUGCUGAAUGGCCUCCGAAACCUGAGCGCCGAGAGCGAGGUACCGCGAUGCUCCUCCACGCUCCCGGCGUCCCGUGACUCUGAAGUGACCGCGGCCGCCUCGGCCGGGCCGCUCGGCAGCCCCCCGCCGCGCCCGGGGAGGGGGCAGCGCCAGCGCUGCGGGCCCGCAGCUGCGCCGGCGCUGUGUGGUGCUGCGUUUUUUGAAGUUCCCCCCAAACCAGAAUAAGACAUCAGAAGAAAUACUACACCAUCUUCAAAACAUUGUAGAUUUUGGAAAACAUGUCAUGAAGCAGUUCUUUGGGGAGAAUUACGUUCAUCAUGGGGAAAUUGUUCAACUGCCUUUAGACUUCAUAAGACAGCUGUGUUUAAAGAUUCAGCCAGAGAGGCCAGAGUCUCGCUGUGAUAAAGACAUGGACACUCUUAGUGGUUAUGCAAUGUGCCUUCCUAAUCUUACCAGGCUGCAGACCUAUCGUUUUGUGGAACAUCGGCCAAUCCUCUGCAUAGAGAUUAAGCCAAAGUGUGGCUUCAUUCCUUUUUCCAGCCAUGUUUCGCAGGAGAUAAAGCACAAGGUGUGUCGUUAUUGUAUGCAUCAGCAUUUAAAGGUAGCAAAUGGAAAAUGGAAGCGACCGAGUAAAUAUUGUCCGUUAGAUCUCUUCUCAGGAAAUAAACAGAGAAUGCACUUUGCUUUGAAGAACUUACUACAGGAGGCACAGAACAACUUGAAAAUAUUUAAGAAUGGUGAACUAAUUUAUGGCUGUAAAGAUGAUCAGGAUUCUGUCUCUGACUGGAACGAGCUUGCUCGUCACUUAAAACCUUUCUUUUUUCCUUCAAAUGGGUUGGUCAGUGGACCACACUGUACAAGGACAAUUGUUAAAGAACUAAUCCACGUUAUAACUAUGGCGCUACUAAGUAGUACUGAUGCCUGCAGGGCAGGUGAUAUGAGGACAGUUCCCAUUUCACAAGGAAGAAGCUACUGUGAAGCAAGCGCUUUUAAUAAGGAGCUAGUAAGAAAUGGGAAACAUAAAUUGGAAAGCUCUGGCUUACCGAGGGGUUGUCUCCUUUAUAAAACCCUUCAGGCUCAGAUGCUUGACAUGCUGGAUAUUGAAGGACUCUAUCCUUUGUACAAUAGAGUCGAACAGUACUUAGAGGAAUUUCCUGAAGAGAGAAGUACAUUGCAGAUAGACGGACCUUAUAAUGAAGCAUUUUAUGAGAAGCUGCUAGAUCUUUCAAAUGAAGAUGAUGGAACAGUAGCAUUUGCGCUAACAAAGGUGCAGCAGUACAGAAUAGCAAUGACUGCAAAAGACUGCUCCAUCAUGAUUGCCCUUUCACCUUGUCUACAAGAUGAAUGCUCUGAGCAAAGACCUGUGGUACUAGCAUCCAAAUCAAGAUUCACCUUUUCUGUUUCUGUCCUGGACCUCGAUCUUAAACCAUAUGAAAGCAUUCCUCAUCAGUACAAACUUGAUGGCAAGAUAGUAAACUAUUAUUUGAAGAAUGUACAGGCCAAAGAUGACCCAGUUAUGUCCAGCCUCUUCAAGGAGAGUGAAGACUGCACAUUAGUUCUCCAUAAAGUGUAACUGUUUCCCUAAGGUUAUUUUUAUUUGAACACAUUAGAAAGUGAAAGGUUAAUGAAAUAAUUAUGGUGAUUUUUUUCUAUUGUGUUCAGUGCAUUUUUCAGCUGUGAAUGUUUUUGCUUUAAGAAAUGAUUUCUAAUUGGUAUGCCUUUUCAAAGACAUGGGAUAGCACUAAAACAUGCGUUUGCUAUAUAACCUUAAUGAAUGUAUUAAAUAUGGCAGAACAGAUAACGUGCCAUACCUUGGAACUAAAGGACAGAGCAACUUAAUUCUAAAAGUCCACUUCCUUAGAAUUGAAAUAACACAGAAUUAGAGGUUUCCUGAAGUAUUGCACUAAUAUAGAAAGCCUAAUUACUAAUAAGAGAAUUGCCUUGGAGCUUGUGCUUUUUGAGUCUCACACAUAGCUACUAGGAAGAGAGAAUGCUCUUACAAAAACCUAAUAUAAAAUCUAAGCAUUAAGUCCACUGAAGAUACAGCUGAAGUGGAAAUUAAAGUGUUACUGAUCUAUGGAACUACCAUGUUACUGCAGAACACUUUAAGUCCUAAUGCAUGGGAUUAAAGACUCCAGACUGCCUCCAGAAGUUUUGUGAUCACUUUGUAUCUCCUAAAGCUUCUGAAACUAAGUGAAAAGAGUUAAAGGUAAGCAUCUUUGAAUUUUAUACAAUAGCUGAACUUAACUAGUCUGACACAUUGGUCUUUUACUUUCUCUACAUGAUAUGCUGCUAUUGGAGGUGAAACCACAGCUUGCUCUUUCCUAAGUUAAAUUGAGCCCUAGGAAUUAUGUAUUCUGAGUUUUCUAGAUUACUUUGGGUCUUUCAGACUGUGUCGAAUGUUGGUAUUAUUUCACUGACAUCCCGUAUAUUAUGUAUGUAGCACGACCAACUGCUUUCAGGCUCAUUCUUUAAGUGAUACACAGAGGAAAGGCGACAGUAUCUGGUUUUCUUUUUUUGAAGUUGCAGGGAAUCACUUUCUGAGGGUGAGUACUGGAGCUAAGUUUGCAUCACUACUUCAGCAAUUUAAGGAUGGCUUUACUUUGUAUAGUAAAUACUCCUAUGUGCAGGUGAAAUUUUGAGAUGUUGCAGUUAGCCAUCUUCAAGGUAGAUCCUGAGUUAGGAGAUUGAGGAUGUAUUCAAAGUUGUGGGUAGUGUGAUAAAAUCUACAGGGACUCUUCCUGUGUGCUUGGGGUUUACAUACCCUGAAAUGUGCAAAGAGAAUGCUAUUCAAGCUACAGUGAACUGCUGUUAUCUGUAUACAAUGUGUGUGUACUGGUAAUGUUUUUCAAAAUAAUGUAGGUUAUCAUUUAAAAAAUUAUAUUAGGAUCUCAAUGUAAUCUUUGAGUCGUUCCAUUUUAUCUGACAUUAAGAAGCAAAAGCAGAAGACUGCAGCUCUGUAGACUGACACAAUUAAAGGUAGAAAUAUGGAGUAAUACCACUCCUAGCAAUACUGUUUUGCAGUGGGAAGGAACUACAUCAGCAAUCUCUUACAGUCCACCUGCAGUUGAUAGUGUGCCUUUCUGGUGUAGGGUUGUGGGCUGCUCUUCAGUUAAAUGUGAUAAUAAACGGUGUAAUAAGCUGGUAGUUGACAGUGGUAAAAACUCUUCUAAAGAAAACAUGGGGGAGAAGAUCCAUUUUUAAAAACAGAAAUCCUUCAACUGUUAGACAAAAUGAGAAGGAUUAUCCACAGCUGAAAAAUUAAGUUAUUCAGUUUUUUAUGCUGUAACUUUACACACAUUUCAUAUGCAAAUAGAAGUGUAUGUGCUGACUAAACAGUUUUGUUUUCAUCCAAGAAGGAUCUAAAGAAGAAACUAACUAGAGUAAAGGUUGCACAAAAUGAGCUAAACCAGUAACAUGUCAGUGGAUAAAGUAACAAUGAAUUUUGCUUGUCUACUGGAAUCCAAACUUGAAAACAGUCUGCCUUAUAUCUAAAAAGAAAAAUUUGUAAUAUAGAGUUGCUGUUCAUCAAAACUUGAUUUCUAGCCUUGUUCAGCUGUAGAUUCCGACACAAACCAGUCUGUUCCUUCUUACCAGAACAGUAGGAGACUAUUUCAGUGAUCAAAUAGUGGAAUAUUAAAAUUACAGUAUUUAAAACAUGCUAUUGCUUUAAAAUUGAUAUUUUUAGUUCUUAUCUACCUGUUUCAGCAUUGCUAUACAAUACUUCGUCAUGUGUUUAAAAAGACAACUAAAAUACAGAGCAGACAUUUGUGCUGUUUGCAUGGUUAUAGCAUCUAUGGGCUUAAAAAGGAACUCUCUUAAUAUUACCGAAGAGUCUGUAUUGUCAUCAUCUUUGGCCUUUUGCUUCCAGGAAUAACAGCUGUUACUCUGUAUAUAAAAAGUGCAUGACUUCAAAUUGUGUAGGUAUGUUCUGGACCACAUCCUUUGGUUGUGCUAGGUAAUGUGGAGCAGUAACUCUUUUGAGAGAUGCUGGGAGUUUGUAAAUGAGCUAAUGGUACAUCUGAUGGAAGUGAAGGAAGAUUACAAGACACCUCUCUGUUUCGUUUCUCUAGGGACAAACAUAUGAAAUGCGAUGCUUUCAUAAUGUGUUAUCUGCUAGAAUUUUUCCACAAAAAGUAGAAAAUCAAAAUGAAUUAAUUCUCUCUCUCUCUCUCUUUUUACAAAAGUCUAACGGUCUUUCUUGUUUAGUUUAGGUUUUCAUUCCAAUUAAUGCUGUCUCUUGUUCAACACUUAAAUUAUGGAAAAAAGUUACUUCACACAGUUGCUUUUUAGCAUAACACUUCUUUAAAAGCUUUAAGUUAUUUGUCUACUUCCACCUAAUUUAAUAAGAAGGUUACUUAACUCUUUGUUCUAGGAGUCUCUUACUGUUCUCCAGUCAUUUUAAAAUCACUGUACUUUUACAGAGCUGUGAAAUGAAACUUCCACUUUUUAUGGACUUGAUUUUGACAGUGCAUGACCUUUUAACACUUUCCAGGUAGCUAGAAAAUGUUAAGAAGACAAACCACUCUGGUACAUUAUUGAUUCAAAAAGAUAAAUUUAUAAUGAAAUCACUCUGUACAUGUAACUAUUUUAUUUGGCAUUUUUGUAUUUAAAUGGCUGUAUUUAUUUUCAUGUCAUGACAAUUUAUAUAUAACGUGCCAUAAUUGUACAGAUAGCAUGUUUUAUGAGUAUGGUUUCUAAAUGGAGAAUAACUUAAUGUUUAUAUUCAAUAAAAUUAUAGACUGUGUAACACAAUAUCUUAAUUAAAACUACUUUUGAAAUUGC
Dromaius novaehollandiae (emu) is the source of this 5248-nucleotide messenger RNA. It is a transcript of the gene IPPK, whose product is annotated as inositol-pentakisphosphate 2-kinase. The transcript is spliced from 16 exons. The record is from RefSeq and is a predicted model, not a curated record. Gene Ontology annotation, cellular component: nucleus. Lineage: Eukaryota; Metazoa; Chordata; Aves; Casuariiformes; Dromaiidae. Gene Ontology annotation, molecular function: ATP binding; inositol-1,3,4,5,6-pentakisphosphate 2-kinase activity. The coding region runs from base 747 to 2036 and encodes 429 amino acids. Gene Ontology annotation, biological process: inositol phosphate biosynthetic process.